Mesorhabditis spiculigera is the source of this 735-nucleotide messenger RNA. Lineage: Eukaryota; Metazoa; Nematoda; Chromadorea; Rhabditida; Rhabditidae. The record is from the annotation of a GenBank genome assembly.
AUGCUAAAACGCUGGUCCCAGCGCGGCAAGCGCAUCACCAUCGAUAUGGACAUCCGGUCGAGGGUGAUGCCCGAUAAAGUAAUGUCCCGGAAUACGGUGUUCGAGAUUAAAGGCUCUCACCAUCCCCAUGAAAUCGUGUUGCUGUCAGCUCAUUUGGACUCGUGGGAUGUUGGACAGGGAGCCCUCGAUGAUGCCGGCGGCUGCGCAGCGGUGCUUUACGCCAUGAAAGCAAUUAAAGAAAUGGCUGACAGGAAUCCGAGAUACCGCCCGAAACGGACGAUCCGCGGAAUUUUCUGGACAGCCGAGGAGCAGGGAUUCAUCGGGGCUCAUCAAUAUUAUGCGGAUCACGGGGAUGGACAACGAGGAGAAAAGUUCGUGUUCGUCUCCGAGUCGGACAACGGUGCCUUCAAGCCGACAAACUCCACGUCGAAUCUGGCAUUCAAGGGAAAUCGAGAACAGAUGGACAUCAUGCACGAAAUCGUGGCCAUCAUCAAUGCCUACGGGAUCCCGUUGAAGACAAUCUACAGUAAUGCACAGGGCGACGUGGGCCAAUUUGCACUCGAUGGCGUCCCGUCGACAAUGUAUAUUUCUGAUAAAGGCUGGGAAUUCUACUUCAACUUCCACCACAGCGCCGCCGACUACUCGGACAAGGUCUCCGCCGAGGACAUUGAUCAUACGGCUGCCAUUUUUGCCGUGUUGGCCCACGUUAUCGGGAAUAUGAGGGAAUGGGUACGG